CUGCUCCUCCUGGGCGCGGGGCUGAGGGGAGGGGUUGUCUCAAAAGUCUGUCCUUCCCUCUGUAGGGUGGCUGGUGAGUCCACGCGCGAGCGGCGGGUGAUAGGGACAGGGGAAGAAGAUACAAAGUUCCCGAGGCUCCCUCUCGUGCCGCUGUCUUUUUUGCCGUACCCUUCCUCGCGUUGGCAAUGGCUUCCAAACUCCUUCGCGCGGUCAUCCUUGGGCCACCCGGCUCGGGCAAGGGCACCGUGUGCCAGAGGAUCGCCCAGAACUUCGGCCUCCAGCAUCUCUCCAGCGGCCACUUCUUGCGGGAAAACAUCAAGGCAAACACGGAAGUUGGUGAUCUUGCAAAGCAGUACAUAGGGAAAGGUCUUUUGGUUCCAGAUCAUGUGAUCACACGUCUAAUGAUGUUGGAGCUGGAGAAUAGGCGCAGCCAGCACUGGCUUCUAGAUGGUUUUCCUAGGACUUUAGUACAGGCUGAAGCCCUGGACGGAAUCUGUGAGCUGGAUCUAGUGGUCACUUUGAAUAUCCCCUUUGAAACACUCAAAGAUCGUCUCAGCCGACGUUGGAUUCACCCUCCUAGUGGAAGAGUAUAUAACCUGGACUUCAAUCCACCUCAUGUACAUGGGAUUGAUGAUAUCACUGGUGAACCAUUAGUCCAGCAGGAAGAUGAUAAACCUGAAGCAGUUGCUGCCAGGCUAAGACAGUAUAAGGAUGUGGCAAAGCCAGUCAUUGACCUAUACAAGAGUCGAGGAGUGCUCCACCAGUUUUCUGGGACAGAGACGAAUAAAAUCUGGCCCUACGUUUACACACUUUUCUCAAACAAGAUCACACCUAUUGAGUCCAAAGAAGCCUACUGAGCUUGCCCAAUGGAAGAACCAGGA
Chrysochloris asiatica (Cape golden mole) is the source of this 881-nucleotide messenger RNA. RefSeq names its product adenylate kinase 4 (gene AK4). Gene Ontology annotation, cellular component: cytoplasm; mitochondrion. The record is from RefSeq and is a predicted model, not a curated record. The transcript has 5 exons. Bases 186 to 857 code for a protein of 223 amino acids. Gene Ontology annotation, biological process: nucleobase-containing compound metabolic process. Lineage: Eukaryota; Metazoa; Chordata; Mammalia; Afrosoricida; Chrysochloridae. Gene Ontology annotation, molecular function: ATP binding; AMP kinase activity; nucleoside diphosphate kinase activity.